GGAACAGAACGACAAUACCAACACCAACACCAACUCCAACUCCAACUGGUCCUCCGUACAAAUGGAAUCAUCCCUUUCCCCUUCCCCUCCUUCCUCCUCCUCCUCCUCCUCCUCCUCACCUCCCUACCCACUUUUCCCAUCACCUCCAUCAUCGCCAUCGCCACUAUCAUCUCCCGUCGUCCUCCCUUCGCUGAUCGCCGUCCGAGUCUUCUCCUGAAACUCCUCAGAUCCGGCGCCGAUUUGCUCGAUCGGGCCCCUCGAUCGGUCGUCCUUCCAGGAGUAAUGUUUGGAGGCGAUUCAAGCAACCCUGGCUUUCCUCUCUUGCUUGGGGAUAGCCAGUUCCAGUAUGACGCUAAUGUGAUGCCUCAGCUGCAGUUGUUCGGUGACUAUACAGUUGGAGGUAAUGUUGGUCAUUUAAACUACUUAGGCAAGAAUCACACAGUUAAUAUUGGCCAGCCAGCUAAAAGAUUUAAGGAGGCAGAACCUAUUUCUAGACAGCGAAAUCUUAUAAACCAGAGUGAUAAACUUUUUCAACAUGAAGCUGGUAACUCUGGGAGCAUUUUCAAUCCACAGCCCGUGUCAACAGGGCUGAAACUUGCAUAUGAGGAAGAUGAGCAUAACUCCUCCAUUUCCUCUGUCAGCGAAGGCAUGACUGCUACACUCCCCACUAUUCUGUCUCUCAACAAUAACUUCAAGAGCGAGAUGGAUCGACAGAAAGAGGAACUUGAUCAGUAUAUCAGAUUACAGGAAGAAGGCAUCGUAAAGGGUGUGAGGGAACUCCAGAGAAGGCACACUGCAUCAUUGUUGAGCGCGAUAGAGAAAGGGGUAGGCAAGAAGUUACAUGAGAAGGACCUCGAAAUUGAGAACAUGAACCGCAAGAACAAGGAACUAGAGGAAAGAGUCAAGCAGGUUACGAUGGAGGUCCAGUCUUGGCACUACAGGGCAAAGUACAAUGAGUCUGUAAUCAACGUUUUGAAGAACAACUUGCAACAGGUGGCGGCACAGGGCGCAAUGAACAGUAAAGAAGGGUGUGGGGACAGCGAGGUUGAUGAUGCUGCCUCAUAUGUCAAUAGGAACCCUCUUAACUUAAUGGACGGUUCGGGGACUUCGGUUUCCGGGAAGACAAACAAGAUGAGCUGCAGAGCAUGCAAGGUGAAGGAGGUGUCUGUUUUGUUCUUGCCCUGUAGACACCUAUGUUUGUGCAAAGACUGUGAAGGGUUCAUCGAUCUCUGCCCCGUCUGUCAGGUAAUGAAGACUGCAAGUGUCCAGGUAUACCUGUCUUGAAAUUGCGUCGCAGCCGCCUUACAAGGCAAUAAAGAUACUAGGCACUUGUGCUCUUCAUUGCCUUUCUGUGUCGAGUCAUACUAUCAAAAAAUGAAGAUAUUGCAUGUCCAUCAUCGUGUGCUCCUAUUUAUAACUAGUGAAUCGGGUUUUUGCCUGGUUAAUGAGAAAAUCCUUUCUUCUUUGACCUUGCCAUUUCUCGUUGAUUUGAGUUUCUGGUUAAAUUUGAGAUUUCGAUUCAUUCCAUUACUGUAAAGAUUUUGCUCCUUUCCACUUCUUGGCGCAAGAACGCUUUCCUGGGUUAAAAAUUGAAAGUUCAUUUAAA
Molecule: messenger RNA, 1606 nt
Organism: Punica granatum (pomegranate)
Lineage: Eukaryota; Viridiplantae; Streptophyta; Magnoliopsida; Myrtales; Lythraceae
Source: RefSeq, a predicted model, not a curated record